Cynoglossus semilaevis (tongue sole) is the source of this 377-nucleotide messenger RNA. RefSeq names its product thrombospondin-type laminin G domain and EAR repeat-containing protein-like. Gene Ontology annotation, biological process: signal transduction. The annotation marks the transcript as partial. The transcript is spliced from 3 exons. Lineage: Eukaryota; Metazoa; Chordata; Actinopteri; Pleuronectiformes; Cynoglossidae. The record is from RefSeq and is a predicted model, not a curated record.
AGGCUGAGACCAGGGUGACCCUGGGGAAUCUUCCUCCUCCGACAUGUUCCAGAUCAGAACAGGGUCAGCUGUGGCUCAAUUCUCAAAAGAAAGGCCUUUUCAUCUGCGAUGGGCAAUCGUGGAGAGUUCUGCUUUUUCAGACAGAUAGAGAACGUCUGGACUACGUCGAGGAUUUCCAGGAUAUCUACACCAGCUCAGAAACCUUUGAUGUUGAGGUCUUCUUCAUCCCAUCGGAAGGCCUGUUCAUGGCCGCUGCUAACAAGGACUCUCUGUCAGGUUCAGGCGUCUACAAAUGGACGAACGGAUCAUUUCAGCUCUACCAGAACAUCAGCACGCAGGAGGCCCGGGCAUGGAAACACUUUACCAUAGAUGAAAAG